Molecule: messenger RNA, 2124 nt
Organism: Sinocyclocheilus grahami
Lineage: Eukaryota; Metazoa; Chordata; Actinopteri; Cypriniformes; Cyprinidae
Product: synembryn-A-like
Exons: 11
Coding region: 146-1402 (418 amino acids)
Biological process (GO): G protein-coupled receptor signaling pathway
Cellular component (GO): cytoplasm; plasma membrane
Molecular function (GO): guanyl-nucleotide exchange factor activity; G-protein alpha-subunit binding
Source: RefSeq, a predicted model, not a curated record
UUCACUACAAAUCCCAUGAUUCCAAUGCUUCUUUAAUCGCAUCAUCCAGGAGCAACUGGAUCGCUUCGGGUAAAGCUGGAGGAUUGAAGCUGAUUGUGUUUACAUGAUUUUUGGCUCUUCCUGAAAGCAGAAGGGUGGAACAGCGAUGAAAAUGGACUUAAAUGCCAUCAUAGAGAAGAUGGAAACAGGCGAUCAGGACGCCGCACUGACAGCUCUACAGACCUUUAAUAAGGAGAAAUCACAGUGUUUUUCAUUUAACUCUGGGGAGGAGGAAGACAGAGAGCGUCUGGGCGAGUUAGUGCUGGGCUUCCUGGAGAGAGACCUCCAGCCGUCCUGUCAGCUGGCCUGCUUGGAAACCAUCCGCAUCCUGUCCCGUGACAAGAAGAGCCUGGCUCCCUUUGCCACCCGCCACGCCAUGCAGAUCCUGAUCCGACAUGCUGGCCUUGGUCAGGGUGAUUUUAAUUUGCUGACUUGUGAGCAUGUGUGUGGGUGUGCGUGUCUGUGUGUGUUGCAGGAGGAAGCAGCCACUUACAGACACCUGGGUGCCAUACUGAGACACUGCAUCAUGAGCACCUCAGAGGGAGAAGAGCGCACAGAGGAGAUGCACAGCCACACGGUGAACCUUCUGGGGAACCUGCCGCUUCUGUGUCUUGACGUCUUGUUGAUGCCUAAAGUCCAGCAGGGCUCUAUCGAGUACAUGGGCGUCAACAUGGACGCCGUCAAGGUGCUGGUGGAGUUUAUGGAGAAAAUACUCGACCGGGGAAACAAGCUGAAAGAAACACUGCUGCCCUCAUUAAAUCUACUAACGGAAAGCGCUCGCAUCCACAGAGAGACCAGGAAGUUUUUACGAAUUAAGGUGCUUCCACCAUUACGAGAUGUCAAAAACAGACCUGAGGUCGGGCACGCUCUACGGAACAAGCUAGUCCGUCUAAUGACACACAUAGACACGGAUGUGAAGCACUGUGCGGCUGAGUUCCUGUUUGUGCUGUGCAAGGAGAGUGUUUCCAGGUUUAUCAAGUACACAGGUUAUGGUAACGCAGCAGGGCUGCUGGCCGCUCGGGGACUGAUGAGAGGCGGCCGAGACCCUGGACAUUACUCAGAAGACGAAGACAGCGAUACCGAGGAGUACAGAGAGGCAAAACCUAACAUCAAUCCAGUGACCGGCCGUGUAGAGGAGGAGCAGCCUAACCCUAUGGAGGGAAUGACUGAAGAACAGAAAGAAUACGAAGCCAUGAAACUGGUCAACAUGUUCGAUAAACUCUCCAGGGAGCAGCUGAUCCAGCCAAUGAAAAUCGGAGCUGAUGGUAAAAUGACUUCAUUGGAGCCACAAGAGCUUCAUUAUUUAGCCAGCCAACAGUUCGGAGAGUCCAAUAAUUCCGACAGCGACAGUGACACAAACUAAUUCUCCUGAAAUGAGUCUUGAGUCUUUUAACAGGAAGGAUAGGAUUGUUUAUUUAAUUCUAAUCGAAAGCAGAAGCUUAUGGUGAGGCAUAUAAAAGAAUUGAAUCGUUUGACACUCGAAGAUUGAAAUGCUUUGUUUUUAUUCCAAAGGAAAACACUUGGUGAUUGUUAUUUCGUAAUUCAGGUUUAUUGUAUUGGCCUGUCUUUUCUGUACAAUGACAAUGGUAAUAUUUUCUGUACAAUGACAAUGAAAACAAGGCUUGGUUGCACAGUGCUAGUUUAUUCAUAUAGCAGGAUUCAUGUAAUGGAACUCCAAGUUAUACAUCACAGAUUUUAUUUUUCAUUUAGAACGUGGUCCGAGAAGAAAACAAAUGUGACACUGGGUGAUGACAGUGACGGAGCCUUGAUAUUUAUUUAUUCAUUCAUUCGUUUGGUUUCAGGAUGAGCUGAGAUUUUUAAGUUACAAUAAAUAUCUAGUUUAUGAGAUGUGAUCAUUUAUGAGGAACGACAGUUCAGCAUUUUUUUGUUUUACCCAGGAGCAUAUAAAGCCUCCUGUGAUCAACUUUUCUUUUGUUCUGUGUGGUAAAAGGAUGAAUUACUGUAUAUUGUUGUUGGUGGCCCGUGUAGUUAUGUGUGAAUGACUGAAGGGAAUGUUGAAUCAUUUAUAUCACAUUAUGUUUAAAGAAAUUUAUUGUGAGAUGAUAAUAAAAGAGCUGAAUUUGU